This is a messenger RNA of Prunus armeniaca (apricot), 1323 nucleotides long. The record is from the annotation of a GenBank genome assembly. Lineage: Eukaryota; Viridiplantae; Streptophyta; Magnoliopsida; Rosales; Rosaceae.
AUGAGUGAUUGCUAUUACAUGAUGGUUUCCAUAGAUGAAAAGACAGACCUUGAAUAUGAUGAAGAGAUCCCUUUUAGCUCGUCAUCAGCCACCAGUAAAAUGGAGGCCUUGGAUUUUGAGAUGAUCCAUUUGCAUUCCCGGGCAGAAUUGGCAAACUCAUGGAUUUCAAGACAUAUACGGAUGAGAGUUCCGAAGAGUAUCUACUUUGUCUUAAUCAAAGCAAAAAUCAACGUAUUGCUACCGUUUGGUCCGUUAGCGAUUUUGCUACAUUACCUUACUGGACAGCAUGGAUGGGUUUUCUUCUUCAGCUUAGUGGGCAUUGUGCCUUUGGCAGAGCGUCUAGGAUAUGCUACUGAGCAACUUGCUUUCUACACAGGACCAACAGUUGGAGGUCUUUUAAAUGCCACAUUUGGAAAUGCAACGGAAAUGAUUAUAUCAAUUUAUGCAUUAAAGAAUGGAAUGAUUAGGGUUGUUCAGCAAUCUUUAUUGGGAUCAAUCUUGUCCAACAUGCUUUUAGUGCUCGGAUGUGCCUUCUUCACUGGUGGAAUCGUUCAUUACCAGAAAGUUCAGGUUUUCAACAAGUCUGCCGCCGUUGUGAAUUCAGGAUUGCUGUUGAUGGCUGUCAUGGGGUUAACGUUUCCAGCUGUGCUUCAUUUUACACACUCAGAGGUCCAUUUCGGGAAGUCAGAGUUAUCUCUUUCAAGAUUUAGCAGCUGUGUAAUGCUAGUGGCAUAUGCGAGCUACCUUUUCUUUCAACUUAGAAGUCAUCGUAAUCUUUAUAGUCCUAUUGAGGAGGAAGGAAACCAGGGUGGAGAUGAUUCUGAUGAAGAGGAGGCUCCUGAGAUAACUCACUGGGAAGCAAUUGGCUGGCUUGCUAUUUUAACUGUGUGGGUGUCCAUUUUGUCUGGAUACCUUGUUGAUGCUAUCCAGGGGGCAUCUGACUCAUUCAACAUGCCUGUGGCAUUCAUCAGUGUUAUACUGCUCCCAAUUGUAGGAAAUGCUGCAGAGCAUGCAAGUGCUAUCAUGUUUGCCAUGAAGGACAAGCUUGACAUCACACUUGGAGUUGCUAUUGGAUCUUCUACACAAAUAUCCAUGUUUGUGAUUCCCUUCUGUGUAGUUGUUGGGUGGAUUAUGGGACAGCGAAUGGACUUGAAUUUUCAACUCUUUGAGACUGCUACACUUUUUAUUACAGUGUUAGUAGUGGCAUUUAUGUUGCAGGAAGGGACAUCAAACUAUUUUAAAGGCUUGAUGCUUAUUCUGUGCUAUCUCAUAGUUGCAGCCAGUUUCUUUGUACAUGUCGAUCCUUCAGACGAUGAUGAUUAA